CCUUGACAGUUUCUUGGUCCGCAAGCAUUGCCCUUGUGCAAGUCUUCCUAACAAAAUGGUUGAGUACUCUGAGGAUGACCCAAAGCCCAAGAUUGAGGAGGACUGCAAGGUGCACUGCGUGAAGGAGUGGGCGGCCUACAAGGCUUGCGCUGAGCGCAUCAAGAGCGACACCACGGGGCAAGCUCAUUGCAGCGGGCAGUACUUCGACUUCUGGAAGUGCGUUGACCAUUGCGCGGCCCCAAAGAUUUUUGCUGUCCUUAAAUAAAAAGUUGGCGAGCUCCUGAGUGGAAAUACAGCUUAGCAACGUGUCAUUACCGGGGAUUUUGUAGCUGUGCCAGGCUUGGGGUGGCGCGCGUGUCAGUGUUUAGGCAGUGCGUUUCGGGCGAGUUCCUGCUGACUAAUUUCGUCUAAGAAUGUGACCUCGGGUGAGCGGGCAAAGGAGCAUGGGUUGAUGCGCUACUCACUGUAGCUGUGGGAAUACCCGGCAGAGUGUAACUCCAAUCGUUUCUCG
Volvox carteri f. nagariensis is the source of this 511-nucleotide messenger RNA. RefSeq lists its product as uncharacterized. Lineage: Eukaryota; Viridiplantae; Chlorophyta; Chlorophyceae; Chlamydomonadales; Volvocaceae. The transcript has 5 exons. Bases 56 to 265 code for a protein of 69 amino acids. Gene Ontology annotation, biological process: mitochondrial electron transport, ubiquinol to cytochrome c. The record is from RefSeq and is a predicted model, not a curated record.